Molecule: messenger RNA, 740 nt
Organism: Cuscuta campestris
Lineage: Eukaryota; Viridiplantae; Streptophyta; Magnoliopsida; Solanales; Convolvulaceae
Source: the annotation of a GenBank genome assembly
CAAUCCCCUCUCAAUCAUAUUAUAAUUAAUAAUCUCCCUAGUAAUUAACCUAGCUAGCUACACCAAUGGCGGGAACUCAUCAUUUCCUUUCCACUUUUGUCUUGGUUCUAAUCACCAUGGCACUGUACUCCUUGGCUGGCCCCACAAUGGCGGCCGGCCGCGGCAUCCCCGACGACAAGAAGCAGCCAGAGUUUCUCCCCGGCUACGACGGAACCGUCUUGAUUCCCGGCGUGGGCCGUGUCGUCGUCCCUCCCAAGGGUAAGAAAAUAGACCCCUUUAACUACAACCCCAUCACGGGGAAAAGCGGGUCCGGAACCGGAAUCAUCAGCCCCUUUGAUGGCUUUAUAGGCGCCGGUUCGGGCAAUGUUCUUGGCGGGUACAAUGCUCCCGUUUUCUCUGGCCCCGUAGGGACCGAGGUCCCCAACCCCGAGGAUGGCGCGGGAGGUAGUCUCUCACCGCCAUCUCGUCGUUGAGUACAAAAUGAGGGUUAUUGUUUGUACGCAUUGAAUAAAUAAGAGAUUAGCAUUAUUCAUGUUAAUUGUGAGAGUUAUUAUUGUGUUUUUUCCAGUUAAUUUAGUGUCGAUUUAAUUUGGUAGAGAUUGUGUUAUUGUCAUGGUGUAUUCAACAUGUUGCAUUGUAUUUAGACGUGCUUUGAUGCCGUCUUUCAUGUGAGGUCAAAUCAACAUUAUGUAGCAUGUCGUCCUAAGUUGUAUCAUUAUCAAUAAAUUAAAUGAGUCUUU